Molecule: messenger RNA, 891 nt
Organism: Naumovozyma castellii
Lineage: Eukaryota; Fungi; Ascomycota; Saccharomycetes; Saccharomycetales; Saccharomycetaceae
Gene: CDC28
Product: cyclin-dependent serine/threonine-protein kinase CDC28
Exons: 1
Coding region: 1-891 (296 amino acids)
Source: RefSeq, a predicted model, not a curated record
AUGAGUGGAGAGUUAGCAAAUUACAAGAGAUUAGAAAAAGUUGGUGAAGGUACUUACGGUGUUGUUUAUAAAGCGUUGGAUAUGCGUCAAGGACAAAGAGUGGUUGCCUUGAAGAAGAUUAGGUUAGAGAGCGAAGAUGAAGGUGUUCCAAGUACGGCCAUAAGGGAAAUUUCACUUUUAAAAGAAUUAAAAGACGACAAUAUUGUUAGACUGUAUGACAUUGUUCAUUCUGAUGCACACAAGUUAUAUUUGGUUUUUGAAUUUUUGGAUUUAGAUUUGAAAAGAUAUAUGGAGAGUAUACCAAAGGACCAAUCUUUAGGUUCUGAUAUCAUUAAGAAAUUCAUGAGACAAUUAUGUAAGGGUAUUGCCUAUUGUCAUGCUCACCGAAUCCUACAUCGUGAUUUAAAGCCACAAAAUCUUUUGAUUAAUAAGGAAGGUAAUUUGAAAUUAGGUGAUUUUGGUCUUGCUCGUGCAUUUGGUGUUCCUCUAAGAGCAUACACUCAUGAAAUUGUGACGUUAUGGUAUAGAGCUCCUGAGGUUUUAUUAGGUGGUAAGCAAUAUAGUACUGGUGUGGACACAUGGUCAAUUGGAUGUAUUUUUGCUGAGAUGUGCAAUAGAAGUCCAAUUUUUAGUGGUGAUAGUGAAAUUGAUCAAAUUUUCAAGAUCUUUAGAAUCCUUGGUACACCUAAUGAAAGUGUUUGGCCCGAUAUUGUUUACCUUCCAGAUUUCAAGCCCAACUUCCCACAAUGGCGUAGAAAGGACUUGAAGCAAGUGGUGCCAAGUUUAGAUCCUCAAGGUAUCGACCUACUAGAUAAGUUAUUAGCAUACGAUCCAAUAAAUAGGAUCAGUGCCAGAAGAGCUGUAGUACAUCCAUAUUUCCAGCAGGAUUAG